Ostreobium quekettii is the source of this 669-nucleotide messenger RNA. Lineage: Eukaryota; Viridiplantae; Chlorophyta; Ulvophyceae; Bryopsidales; Ostreobiaceae. The record is from the annotation of a GenBank genome assembly.
AUGACCGUCGUGGAGUUGUGCGGGCAAGAGAGUUGGGAGGCCCUGUGGGGUGCCGUGCAGGAUUGGCUGGCGGGCACAGAGGACGGCGGAGUCCGCGCUGAGUGUGCGGCCUUCAUGGAAAUCUGGCCGGGCUCCAUCAAGGUCCAGGACGCCAGGCCCUUGGAAGAUGCGGAGGACGGCGCCGACAUGGAUGUGGACGACGAUGAGGGACUGCAAAAUGAAUUGCUCGCCGUGGUUGGGCAAGUGAAUGAACUCAGGGCUACUGUGCCAUUGACCGCUGUGGGAGGGUUUGAAGAGAGCCUUUACGCCAAAUGUGGGAGAACAGGCGUUGGCAGCACAGGCCUGUGCUCAAGAUUCGAUGCUGAGGUUAAGGAUUUACAAGACGUUGGCUGCUCACAUCCAAUCAUCGAGCAUCAAUCCUUGGAGGAGGUCCGAAAGGCAGUCUCCGGUGGAGUGGGGGAGUUGUCUGCUGUCAAGGAGUGGAUGUUGCUCAGCCGCAAGCAUUUGGCAAAUGCCAUCGCCGCUGUUCGGACCGAUGCACCGCCAGGCUAUAAGACCACCCCACUGUCAGAAUCAAAUAGAAGGCAGACUCCGAACAGUGCGAAGACUAGGGGCAGGCUGAAGAGAAUGACAAAGCCGAUCGCAAAGCCACGUUUGGACGAUCUAUGA